Gossypium raimondii (Peruvian cotton) is the source of this 2572-nucleotide messenger RNA. Its product is annotated as arabinosyltransferase XEG113. The record is from RefSeq and is a predicted model, not a curated record. Gene Ontology annotation, biological process: cell wall pectin biosynthetic process. The coding region runs from base 188 to 2092 and encodes 634 amino acids. NCBI's taxonomy places the organism in Eukaryota, Viridiplantae, Streptophyta, Magnoliopsida, Malvales, Malvaceae. The transcript has 13 exons. Gene Ontology annotation, molecular function: arabinosyltransferase activity. Gene Ontology annotation, cellular component: Golgi apparatus.
UUGACCAAGCUAUAACCUACAGCUCUUACAUAACAAGUUGCUACAGCUAUUGAAUUUGAUCUGAAAACUCCUAAAUUAAACAUGGAGUCCGGACUACUAUAAUCGAAACCCCCUUUCCUUUGUUUCGCAUUUUCAUCCUGAAAAAAUUCAACGCCAAAAAGAGAUCAAGUUGGAACCCACAGCAAAGAUGGGGGGAUGGAGAAACGCAGUUCAAGAGGCUGCUGCUUCUAAACCGCUGUUUCUGACGAUAUACACCACCAUUAUCGUGGGGAUAGUGGCGACUUCUUUUUAUGUGUUCUCCGCCAUUUACUCUCCAUCCGCUCCCACCAGCACCCAGUCUAUCUCUACUUCUUGGCUUUCCUCCCCUCCUCUCUCCCAAAAUGGUGGUUCUAAUUUCAGUAACAACAUUUCUCAACCAACAGACAAAGCAUCACAACCUGGUAGCAACCAGUUGAAAACUAUAUGGGAGGCUCCGCCUAGUAAUUCGAAAAUGCCACCUUUGGAGUCCUUUAAAUUAACAAAAGAACUGGUUGGAGAAAGGGCGAAAGACAAUGUCAUUAUUGUCACCUUUGGCAACUUUGCGUUUAUGGAUUUCAUCUUGACUUGGGUUAAACACUUGACGGAUCUUGAUGUUUCUAAUCUUCUUGUUGGUGCUAUGGACACCAAACUGUUGGAGGCUUUGUAUUGGAAAGGUGUUCCAGUAUUUGAUAUGGGCAGCCAUAUGAGCACAAUAGAUGUUGGAUGGGGCUCUCCUACAUUUCAUAAAAUGGGGAGAGAGAAAGUAUUACUUAUAAAUGCUAUACUUCCUUUUGGUUAUGAGCUAUUGAUGUGUGAUACAGACAUGGUGUGGCUCAAGGAUCCGCUUCCAUAUCUUGCUCAGUACCCUGAUGCUGAUAUCUUAACUUCAAGCGACCAAGUUGUGCCAACAGUUGUUGAUGACAGAUUGGCUGAUUGGAAACAAGUUGGUGCUGCCUACAAUAUAGGAAUUUUCCACUGGCGGCCGACAGAGCCUGCCAUAAAACUGGCAAAAGAAUGGAAAGAUAUGCUUUUAGCUGAUGACAAGAUAUGGGAUCAGAAUGGAUUUAAUGAACUUGCACGCAAGCAGACAGGGCCAGCCGUUGAUGAUGAUAGUGGACUUUUUUAUGCGUUUGAUGGAACUCUCAAGCUGGGAAUUCUACCAGAAAGUAUAUUUUGUAGUGGACACACUUAUUUUGUUCAGGCCAUGUAUGAACAACUUAGGCUGGAGCCAUAUGCAUUGCACACUACAUUCCAGUAUGGUGGUACUGAAGGGAAGCGUCAUCGGCUGCGGGAGGCCAUGGUUUUCUAUGAUCCACCAGAGUACUAUGAUGCACCAGGAGGAUUCUUGUCAUUUAAACCUUCUAUUCCGAAGAGCUUGUUAUUGGAUGGGGAGCAUAAUCUAGAAUCACACUUCUCUCUUAUUAAUUACCAAAUGAAACAAAUAAGGUCGGCACUUGCCAUCGCUUCAUUGUUGAACCGUACACUGGUUAUGCCUCCAUUAUGGUGCCGAUUGGAUAGACUAUGGUUUUCACAUCCUGGAGUUCUGGAGGGGUCAAUGACUAGGCAACCUUUUCUCUGCCCUUUGGACCAUGUUUUUGAGGUAAAUGUUAUGUUGAAAGACCUUCCAGAAGAGGAAUUCGGCCCUGAAAUCAACAUCAGAGAGUACUCAUUUCUCAACAAUCCAUUAUUACCCCAACAAGUAAAAGAGUCAUGGCUUGAUGUUCAGCUUUGUCAAGAAGGAACUGAAGAUUGCCAUGCAUCAAGUAACACAAGUCGACCAGGUCUUUUAAGAUUCCCAAAAAACAGUACUGAAGAAAUGUUCAAAACAGUAUUCUCUUCAUUCAAGGAUGUCAAAGUCAUCCAAUUCUCUUCAAUGCAAGGUGCCUUUUACAGUUUCACCGAUAAGACAAGAGAGGGGAAAUUCAGGAACCGUAUGAAGAGGUAUGUAGGUAUAUGGUGCUGUGUAGAAAACCACACUCCUGGACAUAUAUAUUACGACAUGUAUUGGGAUGAGAAACCAGGUUGGAAACCUGCCCCACCCCAAACCCCAGAGGAGGAUCACCCGCCUUUCUAAGGCGCUCCCCCAACCAAGCAUUUGGAGUAUCAUCAUUUUUUUAGUCUAAAUAUUGCCAAGUUUUGGGAGACAGAAAAAGAGAUGCAGAAACAGAUAAAUGUGUUGAAAGUUAGUCUGGUCUCAUUCCUAACACAGUCAGAAACCAGAAAUGAAGUGUAUUCAUAUUUGGAUAUGGGAUGAGGUUGUAUUGACACUAACUAUUCAGAAGAAAAAUGUCUGAAAUCUGACAUAAACCCUUACUUGUGUACCCAUAGGUCCAAAAAUUUUGACUGUGUUUUGCCUUUCUCCAAUACAAAUAGGGGGGAAAAGGAGAAAUGAAGCUAAUAAUUUGAAGAAAGUUAUAGUGCAUACUGAAGGACCUUUCAUGUCCGGCUUACAACUUGUUUUAUAAGAUGAUUUUGUUUUUUUAACAUAACAUGUAUUUCUUUUAUUGUAAAAGUCUUGGCUUUGUUACUUAAUUAUUAUUGCUAUUUACUUAAA